Molecule: messenger RNA, 5285 nt
Organism: Megalops cyprinoides (Indo-Pacific tarpon)
Lineage: Eukaryota; Metazoa; Chordata; Actinopteri; Elopiformes; Megalopidae
Gene: cdc42ep1a
Product: CDC42 effector protein (Rho GTPase binding) 1a
Exons: 3
Coding region: 2609-3697 (362 amino acids)
Source: RefSeq, a predicted model, not a curated record
GCAACCAUAUGAUGGGAUGAGUGGGAAUAACCUGGGAGAAAAAUGUUUGAACGUAAACUGUAACGUUUAGAUUUGAAGCUUUCGGAGGAACAUAUUUCUGGAUGAAACACUUUCCAUUUCCUCUUUUUACUUCCUUCUGACCUAAAAAGGCCACGGCACGCUCUCAAUGAAGUCGCAGGAGAUGUUCAAGCCUGGAUAGCAGGGGGCUAAGUGGAUUGCAGAAGAAGGAGGGAAGGAGAGAGGAGAGAAAGGAGGGGAAGACAUUAGCGAUUAGGGCCUAAUCCAGCUCAUGACAAUCUGAGUUCCCUUUUUUUUCUUCAAGAGGCAGACCAAGAGUAGUGCGGAUUAUUGUGUUUAAUUUAUAACCUUUUUAAAGCGUUACAAUUUUUAUCAGGCUCAUUUUUGCUUUUUUUUUUAAUUCUUGGAGGGGUGGUCACUGGAGUUGUUAAACCCCAAAAACGGAGGAUCAAGAGGAAAAGUCAAGGAGUGACCAGGAACAACAAGGAAGAGCAGACACCAGGACGCCGCGUUCUGCAGCGGCUUGUGUGGAUAACCUCUGCUGUGUUUCAUUUCCCUGGGAGACCGGACUAUAAAGUCUGCGCUGACUGCUUUUGAGGAACACAUCGUUCCUCAGAGACAAUCAGCCUUACUGGGUGCACGCAUUUGUCUUCCAACUGCUGGAGGAUUACUGGAGGAAGACAGAGUGCAUCAGUGUCCUGUGAUACACACAGAAACUGGUUUGGGGGAAUCCUCAAUUUUUCUUUUUCUAACUUUUUGGCAAGGUGUGACAGUGCACAGAGUAGGUUCCUAUUGCUGAUAUUCUCACUCUUUAAGUGAAAAUCAAACCCAGAGAAAAUCACCAACAUCAGCACACCCCAACAGCAGUAACCAGAAUCUGCAUGCUUGUUGAGACCAUAGUUUGCUGCAUGCAAGGUUAGGAAGUCUGCCUAUAGCAAGUUGCUGGUGUGUUUGUAUUUAAAAGGGGGUUGGAAGUGAAUGGUAUGGGAAUGAACAGAGAUCAAGGGCCACUGAAAAAGUGGGUUUUCACUCACCAAAUCCAGUUCGUUGCUUAACAACUUAACAAACAUUUGCGGCAGACUUUCCAUAGCUGGGAGUUUAUAAAAGGAGCAGGUCCUUGUAAAUAUAUGCCACUUGCUAAAAGGUUUUUGUGAGACAUCCAUUACUCUGCCAGGUUAGAGUAACAAAUUUUCCGUAUAUUUCUCCGAGCCGCAAGUUGUCAACUUACAGAAUAUAUUCUUUGACAAAGUGUGCAAAGAGAUUGCCUUAUCUUAAUAUUUUAAGUAUCCUGUGAACCUUUGGCUAAAAAUAAAGCAAUGUUUAAUCUGGUGGAACAUACUUUGAAUGUUUGUAAACAAGGGUUUGGCCUGCUGGCUAAGGCAUGCCCACACUGGUAAAUGGGGGACACUGCUUUUAAAGGCAGGACAAAAAGGCAUUGCAAAUGUUGCAUCUUUCAUCUGGCAGUAAGCGUGUUGGAACACAAUGCCGGAUAAGGGAAUGACAGAGAUAGUCUGAAACUGGCUUUUUAGUUUUGCCAAAAAAAAAACCCAGACCAAGCAUGUAGAUAAUACUGUGAGUGUUGGGACAGCAAGUUUUUUUUUUGUGUAAAUAAAGAGGUUUUUAGAGAGGUGAACUUCGGCACUGGAACUUUGCCUUUGAAAAAGUGACUAAGUUAUGAGUCUGUACUAAGAUAGAUUUAGGUAUAGAAGCAGUAUACAUGUUGGGCUUUAGCUGAAAUUUCAUAGUGAGCCAGUCAUUAGUCAGGGGAUUGUAUAAAAGUUACUUUUGUGCGCUCAUCUAUGUGUGUAAACAAAGUACCAGUGCAGAAGGAUAAUACACGGAUGCCAUUCAUAUUUUACAAAAUGAGAAUUUUAUUCUCAUUUUAAGACUCAAUACACAAAAUGAAGGAUAUUUUUUUUUUCUUUUCUAAAUAAGGAAUAAAUGGUUUCAGUCUAUGACCACAGGGGCAUCUACAGCUGGAAAACAAUUUAUUUCUGAACUGACAUUUUAUGAACUAAAACCCGAGACAACUGCGGUGCCCAGAGUCUGUGACCGCAUACACUGGUUUGCAGGACCUGGGAUAUGUAAUUUAUACUCUCUUUUAUCAUCAGUGAAAUGUGCCAGCUAUGCAGCAGUCAGAUGGGCCCGCAACAGCGUUUGAGCUAAAAAGAGGACUCCAAUAAACUGCACUCUGACAUAGUUCUUCGUCCACCGCACUGCAGAGAUUCUGAGGCCAUUCAAAAUGUACCUCAACUGACUCCUCAGUUCUGUUCUGCUGGAGGAAAACAUUCAGAUUUUGAGCACUUUGUCUGUUAACGUACCAUUUCACUGCGACAGAAAACAAAACUAGGAAAAAUGAAUGUCUGUGUGAGGAUGGUAUAAAGUUGAGCCUAUACAAGAAGAAGCCGAAUCCAUAUCUAAAUCACACAGAGGAGCGUAUGCAAUAAUUUACUUUUUUCGAGGAGUGUGAACAACUCGCGUAUCCUAAAAGUACAUGGCAUAGAGUGUUUUUUGAUCAGUGAUAAAGGACUUUAUAUUCUUUUUUUUUUUGGUUUUUGGUACCCGCUCUUUCACCUGCUGAGCUGCAGCCAUGAGUCUUGGGAAGUUGCCGGGGCUGAAAGGCCUGGUGUCGACCUCUCACAGAAAGCGGCGCUUCAAGAGAGACCUCACCGCGGACAUGAUCAGCCCGCCUCUGGGGGACUUCCGGCACACCAUGCACGUGGGCCGCGGGGGGGACGUGUUCGGCGAUACCUCUUUCCUCAGCAACCAUGGCGGGACCGGGAACGGGGUGGGGGACCCCGAUUCGCCCUCCGGCAAGGCCACGGGGUUCUUCUCUCGCACCCUGCGCCAUGUUCGCAGGGGUCCCAUCCAGCUCAGGGACGGCUCCCAGGACCUCUCCCCACCGCCUCCGCCCGUCUCCCCCAUCAUCAAGAAUGCCAUCUCGCUGCCACGCCUCGAUGGGGACGCUCCCAACGGCAGCCUGCAGAGGGUGCUCUUUCCCGCCUCCCCCAGCAGCCCAGAGGACUCCACUUACUCCUACGGUGUAGAGUCCGGCUUCGCCACCCUGCCCCGCCUCUCCCGUGUGGACCGGCAGCCGCAGGACGGGUCCGAAACCCGCAACCCCGAGUUCCGCCGCAGCUCGGUUCCGGACACCAGCGUCCUCUCGCUGCCGCACUCCGACUCCAUAUCCUCCUUCACCGUGGACCUGGGGCCGUCCCUGAUGAGCGAGGUGUUCGGUGUGAUUGACAGCCCCAGGGGCAGCCUUGAAGCCAAUCACGGCUGGGAGGAGGAGGGGCCCAGUUCCAGCCAAAACCACGUGGUCUGUUCAGCAGCUACCUCACUUGGAGGCUCUCCGCUGAGGGAGGAUUUGAACGUGGAAGGAUUUGGGUUGUGUGCUCGGGAGUGGGAGGAGGAAGGGAGGGAACCCCCCAAAAAGGCAAUUCCAGAUGUGGUGUCAGGGUCACCCACGAGAGUAGAGCCUGGUAUGGAGCCUGUGAGGUUCCAAAUGGCUGCUGACGUGCUGUCACGUCACUACGGGGGAGGUGGACUCCUAAAAGGGAAACAGCAGACUGAGGGAUGGGAAGAACGAGUACUCGGUCCAGAUAUAGACUCUGUCAACCGUGCCAAGAGGAGGCUGCCUUGUUCCUACAAUGAGGAGGAGGACGAAAUCAAAGUGUAAAAGCAUACAAACAAGCAUUAAAAGACUUUUACAGCACCUCAGUUGAAUCCUACAGUUGAAUGCUACAUAAUUACACUUUGUGUAAAUGACAAUGGCAAUGUAACAUAAUGUGUACCUUUUGUGUGGGUGUACGUGUGUGUGUGUGUGUGUGUGUGUGUGUGUAUGUUCGACUCUAUGGAAACACUCAUUGGUGUCCAGAGGCCCUGGAUAGUCUUCAAACCAUGCAGGAUUUAUUGUUUGGUUCAAAAUGGGAAAUAUAUAUUAUUGUUUGGUCUCUGUGAUAUGAAAACUCAUGAGCUCAUUACAACUCCGGAAGGAGAACAGUGACAGCAUGACAACAUGGCCACUAGGCCUGGGAUGGGAAUGCAACACUGGCCGUGAUCUAAUAGCUGAACAUACCAGAGUUUUUGUUUCCUCAAGAUUAACAAAUAAACCACACAAUCAGGAAAUAACUUUGGAAAGCAUUGUCCUAUCCCCUCAUUAUCUGUAGAAUGCAAAUUUAUUUUUGCAAUACUGGAGAGGAGAGAGGAGGAUGAACUGCACCAAAAGGAAACAAUCUAUUUUUUUUUUUUUAUUUUGGAGCGUGUCAGAUGAUGCCGAUUGGUCCGUGGAAGGUAAUGGAAACCGACAGCACAGACGUCUAAAUGGAGGAACAAUAUACGCUAUUUUUUGACGCAUGUUAAUACCAUAUGUGAAACAAGAGAAAGAAUGCUAUUUUUAGCAUUGAACACAUAUUCUUACAUCCUCAACAUCAACAUGCAAACAGAAAAGCACACAGUUUCUCUGCAGUGCCACCCAAUACUCACAGAGCUUGCAUAAAACAGCAUUAAAAGGAAACUGCCUGUCAAAAUGGAGAAGGUCUUCCUGAAGGUGCAUAUCAGUGGAUUCAUGGCUGGUGAUAAUGCAAGUGUUACCAGGACAACUGCUCUCGUAAAAAGGGAAAAUGCUGAAGACUGUUUUAACCUCUAAUUAGCGCUAAGAUGACCUUUGUAAUGUUGUGCUUAUGGUCUGUGGGGUUACCGAUCACGUCGAAUGUGGAAAUGAAACGGGAUUUUCUUUGUACAUAUUUGUCUGUGUUAUCGUACGCCUAAGGAUGUUUUGUAUGGUAAGGAUGUUUUAGAGAGUAUUAUGCAUGUUCUUGUUAUCGUACACAUUUACCCUCAUGGUGUGUAUGGGGUUAAAGCUGAAAGUUAGAGGUGCUCUCAAUUGCAGUGAGUGAAGUCACUUUUCCUCUGUUUCUCAGUAAAACACUACAAUCCUAUUUGCUAUUCUGACCCUGGGUUCAAGUAUCCUCUAAAAAAGGUCAUUAUGUUUGUUAUUAUGUGUGUACGUGUAUGUAUUAUUAUUUUUAAAUAACGAAACCAAAGCUUCAGCAAAAAGCUGGGGGUAAUCUUCUGGUAAUUCAGUUAAUCUGCACUUUCAUAAUAAGAGCUAUGCUUUGAGCAGUCAAAGGCAAGGAGAUCAUUUUUUGUGUCAUGAUGAUGGAAUGAUUUGUUUUCCAUUUCAUAUGAUGUAAUAUAUACAUAGUAUUCUGCAUAUGUAUAUAGACCAUGCAAAUGUAUGUGGUGCACUUAAAAUAACAACAAUU